CAGAAGUGACUUUGUGCUCGAUCAGACAAGCAAAAAUAGGGCAGCUAUAACGUGGUAUUAAGAGGUUGGUGCUAGUAUUAAGUCUUCCAACUGACAUAAAUUAUGGCGUUAACAAUAAGAACUUCAGCAAGUCUACGCAAGAUGAACUUGAGUCGUGUUUUCAGCACUACUGCACGUGCACCAACGUUCUGGAGUAUCACCAAGAACCAAGCCUCUGUCACAUUCACGUGGCUUUUUAAUAAACUUGGCCGACUUUCAUUGAGAAGGAGACAAUCAAAACCACCCCACGAUUAUGUAGUACCAGUAGGUGAUCCCAUUUUGCGUGGCCAGGCCUUAGCCGUUGAUCACAGGAAUAUCAAAACCAAAGAAACCCAGGAAGUGCUGGACCAGUUGGUCAAGGUGAUGAGAAAAAAGGGAGCCGUUGGACUAAGUGCGCCUCAGAUAGGUGUAGGGCUGCAGAUCAUAGUGGUGGAGAACACCAAGAAGCAGUUGGAACUUGUGCCAGAGGAACUUAGGCAAAUUCGAGAAAUGCAGGAGUUCCCGCUAAAGAUCUUCAUCAACCCCAAACUGAAGGUGACUGACUACUCAACUGUAGUGUUCCCAGAGGGCUGUGAGAGUCUGCCAGGAUACCAGGCCAAUGUGCCCAGGUACUAUGGAGUGAAUGUUACAGGCCUUGACAGAGAAGGGAUGCCUGUAGCAUGGCAGGUGACAGGCUGGCCAGCACGAAUCUUGCAACACGAAGUAGAACAUCUACGUGGAGACCUGUACAUAGACAUCAUGGACUCUAGGACAUUCAUAGAUUGUUUUUGGGAUAGAAAGAAAUGAUUUCUCUUUCAAGCUGAAGCUCAACCAGUCCACAGUACACAAUUUACAGUUGUAAUGCUGC
Molecule: messenger RNA, 886 nt
Organism: Branchiostoma belcheri (Belcher's lancelet)
Lineage: Eukaryota; Metazoa; Chordata; Leptocardii; Amphioxiformes; Branchiostomatidae
Product: peptide deformylase, mitochondrial-like
Exons: 2
Coding region: 103-825 (240 amino acids)
Biological process (GO): peptidyl-methionine modification; N-terminal protein amino acid modification
Cellular component (GO): mitochondrion
Molecular function (GO): peptide deformylase activity
Source: RefSeq, a predicted model, not a curated record